AUGAUUGAGCUGACGUUGAACGAGCGUCCGCAACCAGGAUAUAUGGGCAUCGAAAGGCUAAAGCAACAUAAACGGAUGUUCAAGGGCGGAGGGGCGGACGAAGAAUUCUGGCUUUUUGAAUCGGCUUUCCAGAACGUUAAGGCUUUGGAUGAUGAUGCUUGGGUCAACUGUACUGGAUGUACUUUCGUCCAGAUUUUGAGUAUUGUCGCUCUACGUAUUGACCCACGAAGUGUUCGUCUUCCGUGUUUCCCGCUCGCCCGCAGCUCUUGCCACUCCAACACUGACUUCUGGAUAGCGCUCAUAUAUCUAUUUCGCACAGUCGCAUUACCUGUGUGUAUUCUCUUCACGGCAGGUCAGAGCCAAAAUAUUAGAAGGCCUCAGGAAAGUGGCACAGAUUUCGGACAAGGGGAUUCGAACCUCAAGUUGCCGUGGUCGAGGCAGCGUUACACAUUACACAAUAACAUCCGAACGAUUAUCAAGGCCUAUUUUACAUAUCAGGAUACUUCCCUCUGCCUGCAACCUGGUGGCGUUUGGCUCACCCGUCAUCACCGGACGAAACGUGAAUGCUACGGAUUUGUUAAUCUCCCAUAUCCUGUGGUGAACGGUUUUGUAUUCGUGAGCGUGUGCGCGGUUUGUAUCGGAUUGAAGAAGACGACGACGACGAAAUUUCUGCGGCGCAUGAAUGGAGGAGACAUAUACGCGGCUUACCCGCCCAAGUUCAACGUUCAACGUCCAACAUUCAACUCUUUCUAGAUUGGAAACAUGCCAUGGUCCGCAUGAUCCGUCUCAUCUCGCACCAAGGAAGAAAGACACCGUUUUGACCAGCCUUUACAUAUAUAAAUCAUGUGCGGUGUCGGGUCGGGUCUGUGGGUUCAAAAUAUUAGCUCGAUGUUAUAGUAGAGCAAAGCGCGUCUUAAGCUUUCUGAGUUCACCGAGCCGUUGGCGGUGAAUAUCGCCUGGGAGGGAAAUGAGGCCUCAGCGGUUGUAUUGAUCAGAUCAGGGUAGUUCAUCCUCAUGCAAGCGCAUUACAGUACUAGAAUGGUGUCCUUGAACGUGGUAAGUAAUCGAAAGGACAAG
Molecule: messenger RNA, 1077 nt
Organism: Guyanagaster necrorhizus
Lineage: Eukaryota; Fungi; Basidiomycota; Agaricomycetes; Agaricales; Physalacriaceae
Exons: 6
Coding region: 1-753 (250 amino acids)
Source: RefSeq, a predicted model, not a curated record